AUAAAUAAAAUCAGAAAGUUUCAAUAUAUGUAGUUAUCAGUAGAUAACGUUUCUGUUGCCACCCACCAUACGAUUAAAAAGUUUUAAACGAAGUGCGAGGUCAUUGGCCCCCCUAAGACAUACCACAGGGGGGCACGUUUAAAAAUAUAAUGCCGCAGUGAUAAUAGUUCAAGUUCAACUUUUGAAAACGGAAAAAUUAAAGACUGAAUUUAUUAUUUCCCGACACCAAGCUACUUAAGUCAGUCUAAUCGACUAAGUGGGGCUUGGCGCGUCUCAAACAGGUUGUUGAGUAAAUGUUGUACAUAACUGAAUAAAUAUUCAAUGCAAUUGAAUAGAAGCAAACACAGAUGUGUAAGGGAAUCAGUGUUGUUUUAUUAUCAUAUCUGUACGUGAUGAUAAUAUGACUUUGUAUAAAUUAUUUCAUUUAGUCAUUUUGUUUGUGACAAAUCGUUGUUGAGUAUGUGAAAAUAAUACAAAAGAAAAAAAUGAUGCAGAUCAACAGGAAGCUGCUUCCCAUUAAGGCCCAUUACUUCUUUUUUAUGGCAGCAAUGGGCCCAAUCCUUCCACAGCUCAACGUCAUCGGUAAAGAAUUGGGAGUAUCUUCCUUUGUGAUGGGUAUAAUAACGGGUAUUCUUCCAGUGUUGUUUCUCCUGGCUAAACCAGUAUUCGGGCUGAUCGUGGAUAUAUUUAGGGACUACAGGAAAUCAAUUUUUAUCGCAUUAAUCGUUGCAACCACAGUUAGCUUCUGGCUCCUGGAUUACGUUCCCCAACAACCUGGACUGCAAAUAGUGUUAAAUGGAACCGACAUUCAACAUUUUAAAAAAUGUGAUAUUAGCAAAAUUAAUACUGAAGCAAAAUGUAGCAAUGUCACCAAACGUGUGACCUGCACUUCUAAUUGUUACGAAUAUCCACAACCAUUUUUGGUAGAAACUUCAAACUCUUCGUCAUUCAAGCAAGAACAGUUGUGCCCUUUGGACACCCUAACCGUCUUUAGUGAGCCGAAUAUUGAAAACAGUACCGACAAUUCGUGUCAUCUCAAGUGCCACCAAGACUUUGAAAAUGGACACGACUGUCUUUAUAAGACGGUCACCUUUUGGUUGUACAUUAUUUUCAUGUGUGUUGGGUCCGUUGGAUUCAACGUGGUCAAUUCUAUCAGUGACGCCAUAUGCUUUGAUGUAAUUGGCGACGAAUAUGAUUACGGAAAGCAGAGAGUAUGGGGUACAAUAGGCUUUGGAAUUUCCGCUCUCAUAGCUGGAUAUGCAGUAGAUUAUUUUUCUGGUACUUCAAUAUCUUACACCCCAGCUUUAAUUGUGAUGAUUAUUUGCUCCGUGGUUGAUCUUUUGGCUUGCACUAAAUUAAAGUUGCCCAUAAUGGAAGCACCCGAGAACAUUUUCAAGGACCUUAGGGAACUGAUGAAAGACAAGAAAGUCGUCGUUUUCUUAGCCUUCACUAUAUUUGCUGGAGUUGUGGACAGUUUUCACAUUUAUUAUUUAUUUUGGUAUCUGGAGGACCUUGCCGAAGCAUCGCAGACAACAAAUAUUAAACUAUUGGAAGGGAUAAUAGUCGCCGCUGAGACGUUAGGUGGAGAAGUUAUUUUUUUCUCUAUAUCAGGUGUCAUCUUAGAACGUUUUGGACACGUCCACUGCUUCAGCAUGUGCUUCAUUAACUAUGCUCUACGCUUGGGAUUACUAUCUGUAGCUCCUAGUCCAUGGUGGGUGGUUCCGAUAGAGUUCAUUUUUCAAGGACCAACGUAUGCUCUUACUUAUACAACAAUAGUGGCGUAUGCCAACGAAUUAGCACCACCUGGAGCCUCUGCUACCAUGCAAGGAAUAGCUGCUGGAAUGGACGAUGGAUUUGGUUAUGCUAUUGGUAGUCUUUUGGGAGGAACUCUAUACAAAUACUUUGGAGGAAAACCAACUAUACAAAUUUUUAGUUUCAUCGCUGUCAUCUGCAGUAUUUUACAUUUGGUUCUGCACAAAACCAUUCUUAAAGAUGGAGAGUCUGCGGAUUCUUCAGUGGAGUACAAAUCACCAGAAGAUGCAAUUAAAAUAAAGUUAGAGAAAGAAAGUGACUGAAUAAAUUAGUUUUUAAAAUUGUAUAUAUGUAAUAAUAGAAUAGGCAUUAAAUUGUAAAUAAUAGGGUAAAAUAAAUAAUAUAAAAUAAAUUAAGUUAUACCUUUGUAUAAAUGAAGAAUAUGCAGUUGUAAAGAUAUGGUUGUUUGAAUAUUAAUAAAUAUAUUUGUUUUUA
Molecule: messenger RNA, 2247 nt
Organism: Diabrotica virgifera virgifera (western corn rootworm)
Lineage: Eukaryota; Metazoa; Arthropoda; Insecta; Coleoptera; Chrysomelidae
Product: major facilitator superfamily domain-containing protein 6
Exons: 9
Coding region: 486-2075 (529 amino acids)
Cellular component (GO): membrane
Molecular function (GO): transmembrane transporter activity
Source: RefSeq, a predicted model, not a curated record